This is a messenger RNA of Ilyonectria robusta, 600 nucleotides long. RefSeq names its product Spc24 subunit of Ndc80-domain-containing protein. The transcript has 2 exons. Bases 1 to 600 code for a protein of 199 amino acids. The record is from RefSeq and is a predicted model, not a curated record. Lineage: Eukaryota; Fungi; Ascomycota; Sordariomycetes; Hypocreales; Nectriaceae.
AUGUUGCUUUCCGAGGAACCCGCAACUCUCAUCCACCACGUCAUCGACAACUUCAACAUCAACCCGGACAAGCUCGCCGUCGCGCGCAUCCAGGAGUCCCUGUCGACGCUGCAGCAGGCGCGCGACCUGCGCGUGCGCGAGGCCGAGACGUCGCUCAAGAAGCUCUCGCGGCAGCUCAACACGCAGACGUCCCGCCACGACGACCUGGUCGAGACGCACGUGUCCGCCGACCACGCCUCCAACAUCGCCCGCCUCGACACGGUCAAGUUCCGCACCGCAAAGGCCGCCUCCGACGCCGAGAACGACGCCGAGCGCCUGGCCCUGCAGGCCGCCGACCUGGCCGCCCGCCUGCAGGAGCUCGAGCUGCAGGGCGUCGAGGGCGAUGCCGCGCAGCGCCGGCGGGACCCCGUCGACGACGAGGUGCUGCUGCGCCUGAAGGUGUACCGCAGCCUGGGGAUUGAUCUGGAGCGCGAUGGGCGGGACGGCGAGUGGUCCAAGGCGGUCGUGCGCAACGAUCGCAAGGGCGAUGUGCACGUGGUGAACAUGGACAAGAAGUUCUCGCGGUACUUUUACGCCAACUACUUCUGGCAGACGCUGUAG